AUGAUGACCCCCGAAAAUCAGAGUUAUGAACGAAGGGUAAUCAUCGGCCUCCUCAGUCGUGUCGGCUUUCGCGAACAGUUCUGGCAUAACAAAAUCCAGUCCUACUUCGUUAUCUUAUCAUUCCUGCUGACAAUCGAUAAUGUUACUUACUUCUUCCUCUUCACACGUAUAUUUGGAUUAUGGUGGGUGGUACCUUACGCGGUUUGCAUGCUCGUCGUGGGAUUUCCAUUAGCCUAUCUGGAAAUGGCUCUUGGUCAGUACACAUCAACCGGAAUCUUUCUCGUGUUCGACCGCAUGACACCUGCUUUUGUUGGUGUUGGUGUGAGCGCAUUAAUAUUCAAUUUCCUCCUAUCAUGCACAGACCAUAUGUUAUUCGCGGAUAUGUCUGCGGUUGCCAUGCACGCUAUGUAUAUCUUGUCUAACGAAAUGCCAUGGUCAAACUGCCUUGGUCAGGAUCACACGAAAGGUGUUGGUGUGAGCGCAUUAAUAUUCAAUUUCCUCCUAUCAUGCACAGACCAUAUGUUAUUCGCGGAUAUGUCUGCGGUUGCCAUGCACGCUAUGUAUAUCUUGUCUAACGAAAUGCCAUGGUCAAACUGCCUUGGUCAGGAUCACACGAAAGGUGAGCAUCGUACAAAGAAGGAAAUCUUGUCACCUACACAAUCUGUAACAUCGCGAAUGAGCGCAAGGAUUUGCGGAGGACGUUAA
Cooperia oncophora is the source of this 705-nucleotide messenger RNA. The record is from the annotation of a GenBank genome assembly. NCBI's taxonomy places the organism in Eukaryota, Metazoa, Nematoda, Chromadorea, Rhabditida, Trichostrongylidae.